UUGUCUAUCUUCCAUAUGUCCAUUUGUGCUUCGUAGAUAACAGCACAAGGAUGGAAGAAGACGGAGUCUUGUAAGCAGUGGAGCUUCUUCUUCCCACUUUUGGAACAAAACACCAUUUCCCAGCUUCAACUAUAAGCUGUGAGUGGCAAAGGCCGUGAUCAUAGGAUGUCACUGCAAGAGAUAGUCUCUGAGACCAACCCUACAGCCUCGCCCGAUCUAUCUUUACACAUCGGGCCUCCAUGCGUCGUCCCUUCUUCGCUCUCCAACGCAGACAGCGUCUCCCGAGUCUCUUCGGAGGCCAACAUCCAUCAGAGGUUUCGAGGACCGCCACCACAGGUUAACGACGAUCGCAAUCCUAAGUCUGGACUCGUUCAGCAAGGGUUUUCCUCCUUCCUUUCAUCAUCAUCAUCUUCUUCUAAUGGCUAUUCGAACAAUGUAUACCUGAUGGGUUCCUACUUGCAACCACCCAACGGGAGCCAACCUUCAGUCUCGUCUUACCAGUGGACGCCUCAGCUACCACCACCGACAUGGAUUGCAGGGUUAUACCGCCACCUCCCUUGUGGUGUAGGAUCUUUGUCGAGAUCAGGGUUUAUGCCGAGAUAUCCGACGAAGCGGAGCACGAGGGCGCCAAGGAUGCGGUGGACCAGCAGCCUGCAUGCUCGCUUUGUCCAUGCCGUCGAGCUCCUCGGCGGCCACGAGAGAGCUACGCCAAAGUCGAUUCUGGAGCUCAUGGACGUGAAAGAUCUUACUCUCGCCCAUGUCAAGAGCCACUUGCAGAUGUACAGAACUAUUAAGUCGACUGACAAGCCUGCAGCUUCCUCAGGCCAAUCUGAUGGCUCUGGUGAAGAAGAUUUGGUACCUGGUGACGGUCAUCUACCGAUAAUGGAUCACAAGGUCUCCGAUGCACCAAAGCAAGUCCAUCCUUUGGACUCUGACAUCGGAUGGAUCAACUCAUCCAGCAGACAAGAAUGGAUGCAAAUCAACUCAAAUGGCAUCAACUCUGCUGUGCUUCGAUCGACUUCUCUCUCAUCACAAAUUGAGGAUGGUUAUUGUAGAUCAAGUAGCACAGAUGAUUCUUGUCAAGAACACCAAAUCCCUAGCUUGGAGUUCACCUUGGGGAGAUCAGAUUGGCAUUCAAAGUAGCAUGCAUGAGUUGCAUGCUUAAAGCCCCUGCAACAGCUGUUUAAAUUCUUUGAGACAUCUGAUUCAACAGGGAUGAGACAAAAGAGGUGCAUAUGAACAAUGAGAAGCUGAUCGAGCUACUUGCUUAUAUAUUGAGCAUUUGUUUUGGUUCUUUCUUUUCUACCUUGUUUGUACACGUUGUAAUAUUUUGUUAAUUCGUGUAGGUAUAUUAUUAUUCUUCUUCCUGUACCUAUAGAUGGAUUAUGCAACCAAGAUGGAAUUAGAUGUGAUGUAAGAAAUUAAAUAAAGUGUGAACAUUAUGGAGAA
Musa acuminata AAA Group (dessert banana) is the source of this 1449-nucleotide messenger RNA. RefSeq names its product probable transcription factor RL9. Gene Ontology annotation, molecular function: transcription cis-regulatory region binding. Gene Ontology annotation, biological process: abaxial cell fate specification; regulation of DNA-templated transcription. The record is from RefSeq and is a predicted model, not a curated record. NCBI's taxonomy places the organism in Eukaryota, Viridiplantae, Streptophyta, Magnoliopsida, Zingiberales, Musaceae. The transcript has 6 exons. Bases 166 to 1143 code for a protein of 325 amino acids.